AUGCUAGGCUUGAUUGAAAUCAAGAAGGAGGCUAUGUCUAGGUUUGAUGUAGCACGUUUGUGGGGUUGUGAUAUAGUGGAUUGGGAGUUUGUAGAGUCUGUUGGUGCAUCGGGUAGUUUGUUGUUAAUGUGGGAUAAUUUUUUAUUUACAAGAUUGAAUUGCUUUAAAGGGGAUGGCUGGCUGUGCGUUGAGGGUUUUCUGACAAAAAAUAAUUUCAAGUGUGCUUUCUACUUGGUAUAUGGUGCACAUGUUCGGAGUGAGAAACUGAUAAUGUGGGAGGAGUUAAGCUACUUGGUGGGUCUAUGUCAGGUUCCGUUUUGCUUCAUGGGAGACUUCAAUGAGAUACUACAUUUGGAAGAAAGGAAAGGUGCUACUAGUAUACCAGCAUCUGCGGAGGAUUUUAAGGAAUGGGUACAAGAUUUGCAGUUAGUCGAUUUACCAUUAACUGACCGGAAGUUCACAUGGUUUCGAGGUCAAUCUUGUAGCCGCAUUGAUAGGAUUCUGGUCAGUUUGGAGUGGCUUGAGGAGUUCACAGACACUCGAUUUCUGAAGUUGGUAAAGGAUGAGUGGAGGAAACUGGGAGACGACAUGUUUACAAACAAGCUGAAGGCGUUGACAGUACCACUCAGGAGAUGGCAUAUGGAUAAUUUUGGGGAUAUGGAUAACAGGAUAAAGAAGUUUGAGGAGGAGAUCAAGAAGAUCGAUGAUAAGGUCAGUGCUGGUAGUUAUGAUGGAACAAUGUAG
This is a messenger RNA of Arachis ipaensis, 744 nucleotides long. RefSeq lists its product as uncharacterized. The record is from RefSeq and is a predicted model, not a curated record. Gene Ontology annotation, molecular function: catalytic activity. Lineage: Eukaryota; Viridiplantae; Streptophyta; Magnoliopsida; Fabales; Fabaceae.